AUGGAUAGUAGCCGGAGCAGCGACAGCGACGGCGCCUCGACGACCUACAACCCUCCGGAUGCACUCACCGUCAUCUCAUGGGCCUCGAUCGGGCUCGGGGCCCUCGCCUCGCUGUGGAUCGCGUGGGAUAUUGUCCGUCGCUCGCGGUGGCGGCACAUGAUGGCGAUUAUCUCCGAUUCAAGGAUUCCGGUCUACGUCAUCAAUGCCCUGUACCUGUGGCCCAUCACGGUGUGGAUAUACAUCCGGUACGGUAGACAGGGAAUGUCGGGUAACAACGAAGAGGAGGCUGCGGAGACGGUGGAAGAGAAUCCUCUACUCCACGCCCCGUCUCACUCAGAUCACGGCGAAGAAAGCACGGACCGGGAACAACAACACCCAGACGGUGACUCGAUUGCACAUCAUCACCAUGAUGCUGACAGUGGCGGUGACGUGGCGGAUACCCACGACGACGACGGCGCAGGGCACGGCGAAGAAGCGCAUCAUCAUCACCACAAGCACCACGAGCACGCCCAUAUGCAUGCCGACCUCCCCAUGUUCGCGACCGUCACCAUUGCCACGUGCCACUGCGGUGCGGGCUGCGUCCUCGGCGACCUUGUGGGCGAAUGGCUGAUCUACGCGUUUGAAGUGACCAUCGGUGGAAGGAUGCUAUAUGCUGCUUUUAUCGUCGACUUCGCACUCGCUCUAGCCUUCGGCAUCGUCUUUCAGUAUCUCUCCAUCGCGCCCAUGGCGGGCGAAUACGGGUGGCGCACGGUGGUGCGUGCCGCAAAGGCCGAUUUCCUGUCUCUGGCCUUCUUCGAGAUCGGCCUGUUUGGCUGGAUGGCCGUGUUCGACCUCGUCAUCUUCGAGCAGGGGCUGGGCAUGACCACCGCAGCGUAUUGGUUCAUGAUGCAGGUCGGCAUGUUUUUCGGCCAUUGGACCGGGUUCCCUAUCAAUUGGUGGUUGAUCAAGGAAGGGAUCAAAGAGCCGUGUGCUUCAUUGAAGACCUGGCUGCUCUCUAAAAAACCUGAGGGAGAGACGAACCGAGAUGCGUUGAGCGCCACGUCGGAGUUGAGGACGAGUAGCCCGGCAGAGGAAGCUCCGUCAAGUCCCCAAGGCAAAGGAUGUGCGCCACCUUUAGCUUUUUAUCUCUGCAAUGGGUUUGUCAAUAUCAGAGGCAUGCUGGGAGCUAUUGCGAACAAUUGCUCGAAGCAGGCUCUGGAUCGACUGUGCUACCAGAUCCCACUGGUGAGCAUGUUUGCAGUCAUCGUUUCUGUUGAGCAUGUCCGUAUUCAUCAUUCCGAAGUCCCCAAGCGCGAUGAUGAGCUUCAGUUCCUGAGUCAGUCUUGGGCGACGGCGGCAUCGAUGGCGGGGUAA
Fonsecaea erecta is the source of this 1353-nucleotide messenger RNA. RefSeq lists its product as hypothetical. The record is from RefSeq and is a predicted model, not a curated record. Bases 1 to 1353 code for a protein of 450 amino acids. The transcript is spliced from 6 exons. NCBI's taxonomy places the organism in Eukaryota, Fungi, Ascomycota, Eurotiomycetes, Chaetothyriales, Herpotrichiellaceae.